Molecule: messenger RNA, 5480 nt
Organism: Nasonia vitripennis (jewel wasp)
Lineage: Eukaryota; Metazoa; Arthropoda; Insecta; Hymenoptera; Pteromalidae
Exons: 8
Coding region: 383-4195 (1270 amino acids)
Cellular component (GO): nucleus
Molecular function (GO): zinc ion binding
Source: RefSeq, a predicted model, not a curated record
AAGGCGAAUGGCGUACAUCAGCAAACUCGACGUGACUGACGACUCGCGCCUCUCGCGCCCUUUUCCGACGAUUCUCCCCUCCAACUCUCGCGGUCUGAACACUCUGCGAACAUAAGUACCUGGAGUACGGCGUAGACGCGACUACUGCAUAGAUUUCGCGGCCUCUACGUAACAAUCUAUGAGUACAGUCCGGAUGGUGUAAGUGUGUGAGAAGCGAAAACGGGUCAUUAUACGCGCGUCAGCCAGCGUAUAACCUAUAAGUAGGCAGUGCUUGUAUAUUGCGUGAGCGUCACUUGAUGUUGCCGAGGGUGCCUGUGGCGGCCCACAGGAGGUAGUGGAGCAUCGCCAGGAGUAAAGAAUCCAGCGCCAAAGCCUAGUCAUUAUGUCGAGGAAACGCAAACUCUCGAACCUAGCCGACCGCUGUCGGUUUUGCUUGGCGCGCGACGUCUGUAUGAACGACUUGUUCGUCGACUGGCUCAAGCCCAAGCUCCACGACCUCGAGAAAUGUUCAUCUGUCGAGGUAUUGGAUAAACCGAACUACCCUAAAAGCAUAUGUUAUGUGUGUCUUUAUAAAAUAGAAAUGUGGAGUGAAUUUAAAUUACAAUUUUUAAAAACAAAUAAAACCCUAUCGUCACAUUUUAAAUAUGCUGAACCAUCACAGGAAAAUGUUGCAGACAAAUUAAUAAACUCAAAUGAUACUGGAGACUUGAACUCAGAUAAUAACCAGAAACGACUAAAAAUUGAUAUUCAAGGAGCUGAACCAGUUGAAACUUCUAAGAAACUAAAUGAAACAAGCAUUCGAAGUGCACCAUUGGCUGAACCUCUGUUAGCAACUCAAAAUGAAGGAUCAAACGAAAAUAUUCUCUCAGAUACGUUACGUGGUUCCAAUAAAGAAGAUAAAGGAACUGCCUCUGCUACAAAAACUCAACCAUCUGACAGUUCAAUCACGAAUUCGAGGAAAAGUGGUGGUCGUAGUAGAAAAAUUGAACGUGAAGCUUUUACCAAACGCUGGGAGGAGCGUAAAAAUGCACUGAUCGCUGCAACUGGUGAAGUUCCUUCAGAAAGCGAUUCUGAUAAUGGUGCACAGUUGUCACCAGUGCAAAAAGCAAGAGCCAGAUCAAACAAUGAAAAAGAACAAGAGAAUCAAAGGCGAAAAAUUGAAAAGGCUUUGAAAAACUUACAAACUAACAUGACUGAAAAGUAUAGAAUUAAUCAGGAUGAUAUUAUUAUUGAUGUGGAACGGAAGACAAGAUCGAGAAGAACGCAUGUCGAUGAUAAGCAAUCGAAAGAAACCAAAAUCGAAUCUUCCAAGUCAACACUGAAUGAUAUGAAAUUGGAACAUUCAAUAAUUAGCACAAAAGAAAAUGAUAAAAAGAAGGACGCAAAAGAAACUUCGAAAUCACCAAUUAAAGAAUCAGAAAAAAAGUCUUUUCCUAAUAAAGAACUGGAUCAAUCAGUAACAAAUGAUGUAGAAGCAAUGGAAUUAUCUACACCGGUCAAUGAAACAGAAAAUCAACCUGAAAAUUUUGAGAACAUAGAGGAACAUUUUGAAGCAUUGGACAAUAAUACAGGUUCUGCAGAUGUAGAUAAUGACGCUAUGGAUGUUGUCUCUGGAGUAAAUAAGUUUAAUGACUCUUUUACACCUCAGCUGGUUUCGUCUGAAGUAUCCAUAGGAAAUGCCACUUACAUUGUUACAACGACGCUGGAUUUCCCUGAUUCAUUUUCAUCGAAAAGCGAUAUUUCAUUGAAAACAAAUGGAUUAAACAUUGAUGCGACCAGUCAGGAUGGCCAAAAAGUUGACGUUUUAAAUGCCGUAGAAUUGCAGCGAGUACAGUCUAAAAAUACGAAUGACUCUGUGAACAAACAAAACAGUGAUGUACAAAAAUGUCUCAAAAUUGAGAUUGAAGGUAUGGAAGUAGAAGCUCUACAACGCGUACAACUUGAACUGGAUCAUUUUGUGAAAGAGGAAAUCAGGAAACGUGUAAUGGAUGAAACACUUGCAAAGCGCAAAACUGAUAAAAAAUCGAUCAAAUUCAAGGAUACCUAUCAGACGCUUGACCACCAAUUGAAAACUAUUAUCGAAAAAAUACUCCGAACGAAUUAUGAAGCUGAAAAGAAUUGUGAAAGAAACUGGUCGAUCAACAAUAAAAAGAUUUCGGUGGAAUUUCUCAAGGCGGCAAAGAAAUCACCUGUGUUUCAACCUAAGGUAGCAAUAUCCCGACUAAACAUCAGUAAACUUUGUAAAACUUAUCAAAUAAACAAUCUGCAUAUACUUGAAAAAGCAAAGCGGCAGAAAGGUCUGGUAGGUCCAUUGAGCAGGACACUUGGCAAGCGCAAACAUGUUCUACCAAAGAAAUAUGACGGAUUUUCAUUAAGUUUGAAACCAGAGGAUGAUGAAAGGUCACAAACUACAACAAAAUCUGUCUCAAAUAAACCGUCCACCCCUGUGCCUGUUGCGCCAUCUAAAAUUGUAGAAACUAAUUCAGAUACUUCGAUGAAUAUAUCACAAUUCUGUGUGGAUUACGAUAUAGAAGACAGCACAUUAUCGGUUAAUGAUAAGCCAUCAGAAACAAAUAAAACAGCGCAAGAAUCGGCUGUUGAAGCAGCGCCAACGAUCGGGUGCUCAGAAUCAGCAGUUGAAGAACGACGUUCGCCUAUCGUAAAAGAAACGACGAACAAACCUUUACCCGAGAUUGUAGAUAUAUCUUCUGAAUCUCCUGCUGAUUUAAUAGAGAACCAAGUUAUAUCAACGCCUCUCAGCGCAGAAAAGGCAAUCGAAUCUUCAGUUUUUAUAAAAGAAAAAGCAACUAAACCUUCAUCUCUCCCAGUAGAAAAAUCCACGAAAUCUACAUCUGUAAACGAGCAACCACUCCUAACUCCUUCCGGGGUAACUGAAUUACCGGUUAUUAAAUCGAAACCUCUACCGGUGAUAUAUCCAAAAAUGAAGGAUAUUGCAAGACCAGUGAUAACGGUAAUGAAUAGUAAUAAAUCAGUUUCAUCUCUACCAUCUAUAGCGAGCAGACAGACAAAUACAAUUGUUAACUCAGCAAAUAAAGUUCCAGCAUCGCCAGCCAAACUUCCAUUACCAUCUCUAAUGAACAAAAAUUCUAUGAAGAAUAGUACACCUGUAAAUAACACUCAUAAGCCUGGAAAACGUCAACGACACAUAUGUGGCAUCUGCGGUUUAGAAUUAUUUUCAAAAGAAGAUGCUGAAACACAUGUAAAAAACCAUACAGUGGAACCAACACCUGUUGCAAAAAGCCCGCCUACCGCAAACAUUGCACCUACACCGCUGUUGCAAUCAACGAAACCUAAGCCCAAGCUUAUGAGAUGCAAGAGGUGUCAAGCAAUCGUUGAAGCUAGGAACGUCAAAACUCAUGUUUGCGACUCUGUCAAAUAUAAAUGUAGGCUUUGCGACUGCAGUUUCGGUGCGGAACAUUUGUUAGUUGCGCAUCUUGAAACUCAUACGCAGAUUGUUACGAAACCAAAUACAAUGAAGCCACCUGCGACAUCGACAGUAAAGAAAAAUGCCGUUAAAGAACCUCAGCGUAUGGUCAUUACAAAAGAAAAUUAUAGAAAGAUACCUGAACAUGACCAAGAAGAAGAUCUAGAAGAAAUGCUUUCAGAGAAAGAGCCGCAGGGUUACUCAUGCUUUGUUUGUGACAAGGUUUUCGUCGACGAGGAACAAAUGAAGGACCACUUGCAAAUGCAUUGUGAAGAGAUAAGUGACGAAAGCAAUGAAAAAGGCUUUCAAUGUGCUUUUUGUGGUGAAAAAUUCCAAACAGAAGAAUCACUGGAGACACACGUCGGCGAUCACUUGCUCGAAGAUGGCGAUGAAAAGAUUAAUAUGCUCAUCAGCAUGGGAUCAAAACGUGAUAAACAGAAAAAGUCAAUGUUUAGGUGCGAGCAAUGUUCUGAAACGUUCAGCUCGUCGCUGCUUUUGGCAAUGCAUCUUCCUAUGCACGAGGAGGAAGAAGCAGCCACUAUGAUAGCUGAAUAUGAGAAACAACAACAACAACAAGACGCAGAGCAAGAUCAUCACUUUUGUGUUGUUUGCGAUGAAGUUUUUGAUACAGCAGAAGAGUUGUCUGAGCAUCAAGAUGUGCAUAAUGGAAAUGCACACGUUUGCAUAUUAUGCGAGAAGUCCUUUUCAAGCAUUAAAGACCUGCAAGAACACGUUUCAACUCACUUGUAGAAAGAUGUUUAUGCAGAUGAUAAUUUUUUUUAUGUUUAGAUGAAACAGAACUCUAACAGAUGAAAAAUGCAGUUUUAUUUGAUGAGGAAAAUUCAUAUUUUAUUUUUGUGUGUUUAUCGACUCUAAUAAUUGCAAAAUGAUGUUAUAAAUAAGUACUCAUAAAUGAUUGUUACGAAAAAUUACAUCUACCGCUAGUUGUUGUACAAUUUUUAUAAUAAGAACACUCGUUAAGUAAAAAUUGUAUGCAAAAGGUGUUUAUAGCACUGGGUGGAAUAAAUCCGCUGUCACGCCUAUCCGUGGCCUAAACAGUCCAUUUUUGCACCGUGCAGUUAGCGCCCGAGCGUAGCGAGGGCGAUCAACACAUUGCAAUAAUGGACUAUUUAUGCCACGGAUAGGCGUGACAGCGGAUUUAUGCUAGUCAGUGCUAUAAAAUAGUUUUAUUCAUACAAGUAAAAAACAUCACUGAGCUAUUAUGAGACAUUUUUAUAAUGAGGGGUCAUAAUAAGAUAAGAUAUAUAUAUUUAUAUAUAAAUUACAAAUUUAAUACAUUUUUGUUCUUUCGAUUUUUUUUACUUGAAAUCAAUUUUUAGUUGAAAUUAAUGACUGGUUUAUAAGUAAUCUUUAUAAAUAUAAUGACCUGAUUAAUAUUUGGUAAUUAAUUAAUUAUGACACAUCUUAUAAAAUGCUCUAUAUUAGUAGAAUUAUUAACUUCAAAUUGAAACUUUGAUUGUCAGAAAAAUAGAUUGAAUAAUAAAUGUAUCUUAAAUAUAAAAUAUAUAUGUAAUUAUGACCCCUUAAAAGAAAGCAGCACGAUGCGUUAACAAAUUGUGAAUACUAUAAAAAAAAGAAAUUAAUCUUAAUCUUAUUAUAAUUUAGAUAUAUUUUUUUAUGGAAAUAGAAUCGCGAAGAAGUGACGAUUAUCACGAAAUUAUUAGAUCAGAAAUAAUUUUAUUUAAUUAGUAUAUACAUACGAUAAACACUGUAGUGUAACAUGAUUUAAUUAAGUCUUCUUGUUUGUGUUUUGCUAGAAAAUAUUUUUGAAAUCGGGUAAUCCGGUGAAAAUUUCCCAUUAGUCUUAUAAUAUUGUAAAUAGUAUGUCUUUAAAAGACAUAAGAUUUUUUCUAUAUUAUAUUAUAAUGUAAAAAGUCAUAUUAUCACCUACUGAAAUACCUUGAAAUCAAUGUGCGUAAUUGUGUUAUUUUUUGAUGACGUAUACGAAGUAGGUAUGUAUGUGCAUGUAUGAAACGAUUUAAAACUAGUAUGUAAAAAUACAUUUUUUUUUUUU